Molecule: messenger RNA, 1994 nt
Organism: Juglans regia (Persian walnut)
Lineage: Eukaryota; Viridiplantae; Streptophyta; Magnoliopsida; Fagales; Juglandaceae
Exons: 6
Coding region: 219-1709 (496 amino acids)
Source: RefSeq, a predicted model, not a curated record
ACCGAAAGGACGGUGCUCUCGACGCCAAACAGGCUCUCAACCUUAUAAAUUGUUGUUCCAGUAGUGGAGCCAAAGAACCAAACCAUAAGAUGGGAAUGGAGGAUAUUACAAAGCCUCUCAGGCCCUCGAUCAAACACGGGGAUCGUGAACUUCGCUAGAAGAUUCAAAGCUCUUUUGGGGAAUGUUCUGUGUCACAGAAAGUUGGGUGAAACACGACAAUGGCUCUCAAAAAGGCUAACGAUCACUGGGCUUUUCUGGAAGAAAUUGAAGCUCCUAUGUGGGUGGAUCUUACUCUAGAAGUAAAAAUUAACAACCAACACACCCAUGAUGAGUGGUUCCACACAAGUCAUCUCUUCCACCAGCGUUCUUCUCACCAGUUGAAGUCUGCUUUUUCUCAUUGCGGGGAGAGUACUUUGACCUUGGACUUUGAAUCACAGGUAUCAACUUCACCAAAACUUCCAUUGUCCGUCUCAAGAUCUAGAGGCAAAGACUACAGGAGCAAGAAAUGGAGAGCAGAAAACUAUGAGUCCUUGCAUAAGCAGCAUCCACUCAAGGUUUUAAGUGGGACAUCUUCUUGUCUGGAUUUACGAUUUGGUGAGGAAUUAAAAUCCAAAUCAAUAAAUCUCAAAGGAACUUCCAGGUCAAAAUCAACUUUGGUUUGUAAAAGCAGUCUAACCGGAAAUGCUAUCCCUAGUUCCUCUAAACAUGCUGUAUCUACUUUUGAGGACCAAGCUAAUGGGUCAAGUUCUAUGGGAAACAGGACUUGUGAAAGCAAUACAAGAAGCACCGUUACAUCUCAGAGCAGUCAGCAACGAGAGCUGAAGUGCAUAGAGGUAUCAACUCAACCAUUUGGUCCAAGUGGGCUUUUAUCAAAUCAGAGGAUAAGUAGUAGGAAAGACUGUGUUACAAGACAAGCAUCAAGGGUGGAGAUCAAUAAUGAUAAAAGGCUUUCAAGAGGCUACAAAUCAUCAUCUGGCAAGUCCAGUGUAGGGUCAUCAUCAAACAUUCUUUAUGAUGUUAAGAGCUUAACAUCUACAUCAAUAGGUCAUAAAGAAAUAACCCCGAGUAGCAGAAAUGUAGCGAGGACAAGUUAUGUGGCGAAGAACAAAGUAAAAACUUCUAAUGUCUCCAAGGCAUCGACUAUUGCAAUUGAAGAAGGGAGCUCCAAUUCUAGAAGAGGAAUUAAAAUCAGCAUUUUAAAUAAAGAAAUAACCCCGAGUAGCAGAAAUGUAGCGAGGACAAGUUAUGUGGCGAAGAACAAAGUAAAAACUUCUAAUGUCUCCAAGGCAUCAACUAUUGCAAUUGAAGAAGGGAGCUCCAAUUCUAGAAGAGGAAUUAAAAUCAGCAUUUUAAAGCCAGCUCACGAGGAAGCUACAAAACCAAAGGUUCAACAUCAGACUUUGCAGCCACUUAGAGUUAAUGCGCGAGAGUUGUCUAUGGCUGCAAUAAAAUCUAAGGAGAAAUUAAGAGCAGUCAGGCCUAACAGAUCAGCAGGUGUUGGAAAAGAGAAUGCUACAGGGAGAAUGAUUAUCAAUCAGAAAUGCAGUGGAAAAGGCACUUCUGCUUUAGCCAUGGUUAGGGGUCAGAAAGGAACAAAACAGCUUGGACAAAAGGGUGGAGCAGGAUUAGUUGGUUCGAAGGUAAAAGUCACUGAUCGGUUUGAAAAGAAUAAGGCCGCGAAUGUGAACCAGAGGGUCUGCCUUCGAUGAGGGGGAACUGCAUCACUCGGGGGGCUGUGUUGUGUAUAUAGUACAAACCUAACAUCUUUUUUACACAGGGAGAUGGAGCGAAACAACAAAGUUAUCUUUCCUUUGUAUUGGAUUUGAGUGUAAAUUUUGGUUCUUUAGGCUAAACUUCACUAGCGUCUUUGGCCCAGAUGAGACUGUCCCCUGGCUUUCUGUGAAUGCUUCUCUUUUAUUCGCCAUACUUGGCCUUUGUGUGCAGCUUUUAGGUCUUCUAAUUCUAUUCAUUUCUGCUUUUGAUUGUCAUCUUCA